GCUGUUCAUGUGAAUUGGAAAAGACUUAUUUUUUUCGUAGCGAAUUUUACGGGAAACAGUUAAGCUUCAAAAGUGUUUUCUUUUUCGGUUUCAUUUUGCUUCGUUAAUAAAUAUCUUCUGUUUGUGGCCACGAUGUCUUCACAACAACGACAAACAUAUUGACCACAGAUAUAUGUAGAAGAAAAAUAUCGGAAUUUAAAAAUAGAUAAAAAGGCGGAAAAAUAAAAAGUAAAGCCUGUGUUAGUGCUAAAGACGUAAAAGCAAGAAAUUUUUAAGAGGAAGUGCUUUGAAUAGAAAACUGAAGACAAUCAAAUUGGAAAGCAGAAGAAGCAAAGAGUGUUAUUGUGACAAAUAAGUAAAUAGAGUUGAUUGAAAACAUUAAAUCUAUCAAAAGAACUCAGUGAGAGGGCGUUGCUUGAAUGGCUGCUUCAAUUAAUGUCAAAUACUCUCAAAUUGAUGUGAAAAAUGGCUAACAAUUUAUCUCGGGCUCAUCUGGCGUCAUCAUUUUCGAUUUUGGGAUAUUUCACUGAGACUGUCGUAAGAGACGCAACAAAUAAAAAAUAUAUGAAUAACUAUCAUCCAAAAAUAGUGAUUAGGGGAAAUAAUUUGACAUCAACAUUCAUCGAUUGUAAGCAAACGAAAUGAAUGAAACGCAAUGCACUCACUUGAUAGAAUCCGUUGAGUGGACGGAACCAAAAAAUAUCAUUUCGUUAGCCAUCUUAGGAUUCAUUAAUAUCCUCGUCAUUGUUGGAAAUUGUUUAGUUAUUGCUGCCGUAUUCUGUUCACAUAAGCUUAGGAGUGUAACCAAUUUCUUUAUAGUUAGUUUAGCUGUUGCCGAUCUUUUGGUCGGAUUGGCUGUGCUUCCAUUCUCAGCAACAUGGGAAGUCUUCAAGGUGUGGAUUUUCGGAGAUGUUUGGUGCAAAGUUUGGUUGGCUGUUGAUGUUUUGCUUUGCACUGCAUCGAUUCUGAAUUUGUGUGCAAUAUCGUUAGAUCGAUAUGUGGCGGUAACUCGUCCUGUGACGUAUCCAAGCAUUAUGUCAACACGACGUGCAAAAUCUCUCAUAGCUGGAUUGUGGGUGCUUUCAUUUGUUAUCUGCUUUCCACCACUCAUUGGAUGGAGAGAUAAUGACGACGAAGAUGAAAACACAGCGGCUACGACAACAGAUGGUGUCAUUUAUCAUCAAGAAAAUCAUACAUUAAUAUCUGUAACAACGCCUCCAUCGACCUAUGUUAAGUGUCCGUGGACUUGCGAGCUUACUAAUGACGCUGGAUAUGUUGUUUAUAGUGCUCUUGGGAGCUUUUAUAUCCCAAUGCUCGUAAUGCUUUUCUUCUAUUGGCGAAUUUACCGCGCGGCAAUCCGGACAACUCGCGCCAUAAAUCAAGGAUUUAGAACGACAAAAGGAAAAGGUGGAAAAAACAAUCCCGUUGACGAAGAGAACGUUACAUUACGUAUUCAUCGAGGCAAUAAGAAUCAACGAUCUGAUUUUCCUUUAUCAAAUUCAACGACACAUCUUGAUAGCCUAAGGAAAAAUCAGACGAGUGUCACAUCGAUGCCUUCGUUCGAGCGAAAGAAGCGACACAGUUCAAAGUCGAAAGAUAAAGUUACAAUCUCAAUCUCAUAUCCGUCGAAUGAUCACAUCACCAGUCCUACAAUGUCAACAACGUCUUCCAAUCAAGCCUCUAUGAUAUCGUCAUCAUGCUCUAAGGAACCAAUCGCGCUUAGACAUAGCAAUUCAAAUGAGUGCCAUAACCCUUUCAAGGACAUAAACUCAAAAACCGAAAACACGCCGAAUAUUUUCCAUAAGAAGGCCGGAAAGCGCACAUCAAGUGGCAUAAAGGUUCAAGUCAGAAAGUUCCGAAUGGAAACAAAAGCAGCCAAAACGUUGGCUAUUAUUGUAGCAACAUUAAUUAUAAGCUUGACCUUGUUAAACAUCCAUGAAAUUCAAAAUAAAUGCAAAUCCAUGACUCCCUCACAAAUAGGCUCAAAAGGAAUUGGUAAUCGAUUUGAGGAGCAACGCUUGACAUUAAGAAUUCACCGCGGUCGCGGAUCAAAUUAUCACGAGUCACCGCAUAGUAAUGGAAGUACACAUAGCACCACCACCAGCCUGGGAAGCGCCUCACCUGAGCGCCUUUCACGCUUCACAACUCGCAAACAUGAGAAAGUCAAAAUUUCCGUUUCAUAUCCAUCAUCAGAAAAUAUUUCCACUUCAACAAACAAUCAGCCGUCUAAUCAACUGUACGCUGUUCAUUACACAGUGAAUGGUAAAGACACUCAGGCAUCACAUUUAUUUCGUGGUAAUUCAACAGCAAGUAGAAGAAGUAGUCAUGCAUCCAACAUUAUCAAUAGUAACAAUAAUAAUAAUAAUAAUAACAAAGAUUUUCUGAGUGUAAACGAUAAGGCAGCAUCGCCAAGAGCUAGUAAGAAGAUGGGAAAACGAAACAUAAAAGCUCAAGUUAAGAAGUUUCGGAUGGAAACGAAAGCUGCAAAAACAUUGGCAAUUAUUGUUGGUCUUUUCAUACUCUGUUGGUUGCCUUUUUUCACUUUAUAUUUAAUUCGACCAUUUUGCGAAGACUGCAUCAAUCAAAUAUUGUUCUCAGUGGUUUUUUGGAUUGGUUAUUGCAAUAGUGCCAUCAAUCCAAUGAUCUACGCACUUUUCUCAAAAGACUUCCGAUUCGCUUUCAAACGAAUUAUUUGCAAAUGCUUUUGUUCGGGCCCUGGUUUCAACAAGCCUUCAAGUCGACGUGGAUCCGAUAUGUCUGCUUUUAGACAUCACAGUAAUGGUCAAAGAACUCCCAGCAUUUCUCCCAGUCAACUUGCACAUUCCAUUGGAGAUGACAGUGAUCCACUCCCUGACGACGCAAACAGAUGACGAUCAUAUGCUCCCAGCUUAAGCUCAAGCUAUGCCAGCUCUAGUCCUGGGGGUCGUCUCAGUAUGAAUAUUAAUUCGAGUAGCGUAAAUAAUUCUAAUAUGGUUACUUCAAAUAACAACGGACAUGGUGGUAACAACAACAAUGGUACGGGUAAUGCAAAUUUGAAUGUAAAUAUUCCGGAUAGUAAAAGCGUUCUUGGUGGGCUGACGUCUAACGGAAAUAAUGGAUCUGGAAAUAGUUCGAAUAAUGUAAACAGCAGUAAUGUACGUGCAGCAUCUAUUUACGAUAUUUGCCAUCCACUAGUCAUGUAAACGUAGGCAAGAAUAAAAAUUAUUCAAUUCAUUGUUUGUGAUUGAUUUUACAAUCGAUGAAGCAGACGAAUGAAAACUUUAC
Molecule: messenger RNA, 3264 nt
Organism: Clunio marinus
Lineage: Eukaryota; Metazoa; Arthropoda; Insecta; Diptera; Chironomidae
Source: the annotation of a GenBank genome assembly